UAUCAGAAUGAUAAGACAGUCAGAGAAUAUAUCUAUGAACUAAGUGAGCUUUGGAACAUGAUUGGUGACGUGGCCGAAAGACAAAGAGUAACUCGCCUUUGGACUGGUUUGAAUCCUAGUAUCCAGACCGAACUCUGGAAAAAGGAGCUUAAUCCAGAGUCAUCAUCGUUCCGGGAGGUCCAAAGUGUGGCCGAGGUGAUAGAGAUUGCCCAUUCCAUACCUACCAGAGGUCGUGAGCGUCGAGCCAAGGAUGGA
Messenger RNA from Suillus fuscotomentosus, 255 nucleotides. RefSeq lists its product as uncharacterized. The record is from RefSeq and is a predicted model, not a curated record. NCBI's taxonomy places the organism in Eukaryota, Fungi, Basidiomycota, Agaricomycetes, Boletales, Suillaceae. The annotation marks the transcript as partial. The transcript has a single exon.